Abrus precatorius (Indian licorice) is the source of this 1488-nucleotide messenger RNA. RefSeq names its product glucose-induced degradation protein 8 homolog. Gene Ontology annotation, cellular component: cytoplasm. Bases 208 to 855 code for a protein of 215 amino acids. The transcript is spliced from 7 exons. Gene Ontology annotation, molecular function: protein binding. The record is from RefSeq and is a predicted model, not a curated record. NCBI's taxonomy places the organism in Eukaryota, Viridiplantae, Streptophyta, Magnoliopsida, Fabales, Fabaceae. Gene Ontology annotation, biological process: cytoskeleton organization; cell surface receptor signaling pathway.
GGUUGAGUCACGUGCAGGCGGUCCGGCUCAGCAGCGAAGAGGAGGUGAGAGGCACGUGGUAGAGUUGAGUUGAGAUUGAGAAUCAACAGUCAGAGACGGUGGCGUGACGCUUGAAUCGGAUCGUCCUCUGCUGUAGCCACCGCAGCCCAACUUCCUAACUGCCGCCACUUUUUGGUUUCCACUCCUCUCUUCCAUUUCCACUAAACCAUGGACCUCGAUCCUCGUCAAUACGAUAACGUUGCUAUAAAUGAUAAUGACAUCCACAAUGUUGUUCUGUCAUAUCUUAUACAUAAUUGCUAUAAAGAAUCAGUGGAGUCAUUCAUUGCUUGCACCGGGAUGAAGCAGCCAGCAGAUUAUUUGGAGGACAUGGAGAAAAGGAAAAGAAUCUUUCACUUUGCACUAGAGGGAAAUGCACUUAAGGCUAUUGAGCUUACAGAACAGCUGGCGCAGGAUAUUCUAGAGAACAAUAAGGAUUUGCAGUUUGAUCUUUUAAGCCUUCAUUUUGUUGAGCUUGUCUGCUCCAGGAAAUGCACAGAAGCUUUGGAGUUUGCUCAGACCAAGUUGAGCCCUUUCGGAAAGGAGCACAAAUAUAUGGAAAAGCUCGAAGACUUUAUGGCCCUUCUCGCUUAUAAGGAGCCAGAGAAAUCCCCGAUGUUUCAUCUCCUCAGCUUAGAGUAUCGACAACAGGUUGCAGAUAGUUUGAAUCGAGCUAUUCUUGCACACUUGAACCUUCCCAGUUACACAGCAAUGGAGAGGCUAAUACAGCAGGCUACUGCGGUAAGACAAUGCUUGAGUCAAGAAGCUGGCAAGGAUGGGCCCCCACCAUUUUCCUUGAAGGAUUUUCUCAAAAGUUGACGGAGAAUGAAGGAUUUUCCUUGAAGGAUUUUCUUAAAAAAUCCACGGACAGCUGUGGAAUGAAGCAAGUUUACCUUAAGCCAUUGUUGGCAGACGUUGGAUUGGUGUAUGAUUUGAUCUUAGGUGUGAAGUUUGUCGAAUGCCUGUUCAUCUAUAAAUUCUUUGUUGUCAAGCUAUCUUGAUCUUUUUGGUCUUGCUGCACUUUUGUGAGGCAGGAGUGAUUCAUGAGUGAACAUGGCGAAAAUUGUAAUUAUUACCAGAUUGAGAUAAUCCUUCCUGUCUGUCGCAGUUGACCACUGUGGCCUGGUGUCGUGUCAUCUGUCAUAAUUUUCUCUAAUUUAGAUUAUUUUUAAUCCAUUGCAAGGUUGGGCAGACACAUAUAAGCAUCAUAAUUUCCCUUAGUUUAGACUUUUUUCAAUCCAUCGAGAGGUUGUGCAGCCAAAGCCAAGGAUAUAUAUUUGAUGUAAAAUGCAUCUGCAUCCACAUGUACGUGGAUAUGAAAGGAAAGUUGAAGACAAUUUUAGUGUUUGUGUGACUUCCUUCUCUUGUGUGUUGGAAUUAUCAACGUUUUGGAAUAUUUCUACACGUUGGGUGUGUACAAAAGCAAUGUCUGAUUUAAAUUUUUGUAGGUAU